This is a messenger RNA of Colletotrichum orchidophilum, 1254 nucleotides long. RefSeq lists its product as uncharacterized. Gene Ontology annotation, cellular component: Golgi membrane. Bases 1 to 1254 code for a protein of 417 amino acids. Lineage: Eukaryota; Fungi; Ascomycota; Sordariomycetes; Glomerellales; Glomerellaceae. The record is from RefSeq and is a predicted model, not a curated record. Gene Ontology annotation, biological process: vesicle-mediated transport; mitotic spindle elongation. The transcript has 2 exons.
AUGCCAGCUGACUACGAAUCCGCAGCGAGAGCACUCUCUCUCUCGCCGAACCCCCCGUCCUCCCCCUCCGAAGCCCACGCCGACGUCCGCCCGCCAUGGAUCCGCAACGUUGGUGGCAACUCGUCCUCCUCGAGAACAACAACCACCCGCCGCAUGUCCGCGGCGCGCUUCGGCCGCGGCGGCCAGUUCGCUUCCAGGAAAACCACGGCGCUAUCGGGCGUCAACCGUGUGGUGCGUUCCGCGGUUAAGGCCGGCAACCGCCUCUGGGGCAUGUACCUCGGCCUCAGCCCCGUGCAGCGCGUCGCCGUCGCCGUGUUCCUCCUGGUCGUCAACGUCCUGGGAUUGCUGUUCCUCAUCUACUCGCACGCAAUCUUCAAGUGGCUGGCGCCCGUGUCCCAAAAGUGGCGCGCGCUGCCUUUCGGAUGGCUCAUCAUUUGGGCCUUCACCUUCAUGACAGCCUUCCCGCCAAUGAUCGGCUAUAGCACAGCCGUCUCGGUGUCCGGCUUCGUCUUCGGGUUUCCCUUGGGAUACCCCAUCGUCGCGACGGCCACAGUCGCGGGCAGCCUGACGGCGUUCUACACGAGCAGGGGCAUCUUUAGCGGUUACGUGCACAAGCUCGUCGGACAGGAUCAUCGGUUCAUUGCGCUGGGUCAGGUGCUGAGGAAGGAUGGGAUCGGGAUGUUGACGGCUGUGCGUUUCUGUCCGUUGCCGUACAGCUUGUCCAAUGGGUUUCUGUCCACGAUCCCUUCCAUCAAGCCAUGGACGUUUGCCGUCUCCACCGCCCUUGCCAGUCCAAAGCUUCUCGUCCACGUCUUCAUCGGCAGCCGCAUCGCCCUCAUUGCCGAAAAGGGAGACGAGAUGACGGCCGGCGGUAAGGCGAUCAACUACAUCUCCAUGAUCUUCGGGGCCACCGUCGGUCUCGUUGUCGGUUGGCUCAUCUACCAACGCACCAUGGCCCGCGCCGCCGAGCUGGCCCUGGAGCAGGCCGAGGCCGAGGGCGGUCUCGUACCCGGCCAGGACGCGCCCGACUAUUCGGAUAUUGAGGCCGGGCUUGUGGACCCAGAGGAUGUGGCGGCGCUAAUGGACGAUGAUGACAUUUCGCUAUGGGCGCGCGAGGCCGAUGAGGAAGGUGGGUAUUACGAUGAUGAUGACGAAAACGAGGGCAAUGGACAGAAAGCCGGGCGUGAGGGCCCCGUGAAUCCGGUUGAUGACGAUCAUAACGGAAACGGGGGCGGUUUCAAGGAUUCGGAUUAG